UCAGAAUCAAACCUAGCUCGAUAUAGGAGACAACCAAUGGCAACAGUUGACCCAGGUCACGCGGAUCGACGCAGCCGGCGAAAAGCUGUUUGCGGCGAAUCUUACGAUCCUGCCACCGACACGGAAGCGAUACCCAAAAUAACACCGAAAAGUCCCGAAUUGCGCGAUAAGCUGCUUGAUAUCGCAAGCAAUGUCGUCGUAUUCAUGGGUUUGGAUGAUCGCCAGAUGAGUGAGGUCAUCGAUCAUUUAUCGGAGCGAACAGUGAAGGCUGGUGAAGUCAUAAUGAGGCAGGGCGAUCCUGGGGACUACUUCUAUAUUGUUGACACCGGGAAGUUUGAUGCAACGAUUAAUGGGAAAAAGGUGUCAACCUAUGACAACAAGGGCUCGUUUGGUGAGCUGGCCCUUUACUACGAUCAACCUAGGGCAGCAACUAUUACGGCUGUGACUGACGGAAAAAUGUGGAAGAUUGACCGGACGAUGUUUCGCCGAGUAGUUCUCCGUAAGGCCUACGAACUGCGACGAGGCUAUAAUGAACUGAUAGCUUCGGUGCCUAUUUUCGAGUCACUGACCCCCAGGGAACGACUAACUUUAUGCGACGCACUCAUUCCAAGACUCUACAAAGAUGGUGACGUUAUCAUCAAACAGGGCGAUGAAGCUGAUGGGAUGUACUUUGUGGAACAAGGUAACGUAGAUAUAUAUGUGAAGUCGAAAGAUGGAACAGAACAGUUGGUUAACACUCUUGCGAGGGGCAACUAUUUUGGAGAACUUUCUUUACUGACCGAAAAACCUCGCGCAGCCACAGUCAUUGCUAGGGGCGAUGUUCGAACAGCCUUUCUGUUUGUAGCAACCUUUGAGCGGCUGCUAGGCAAGUGUACUGAUGUUAUGCGGCGCAACAUCAGUAACUAUGAAGCACAGUUAAUAAAAUUGUUCGGGUCAAUGGACGCAGUCAACAAGCUCCGUUAGUUGACCUACAAGGACCUUUAUCUCGCAGGCCCGCGAAGGAUCAAAUGGCAACAGAAUAUGUCAAAAUGCUUUUUCCAGUAAAAAGCUAUCGUAAUAAAUAUACGCUUCUGCU
Molecule: messenger RNA, 1075 nt
Organism: Varroa destructor (honeybee mite)
Lineage: Eukaryota; Metazoa; Arthropoda; Arachnida; Mesostigmata; Varroidae
Product: cAMP-dependent protein kinase type II regulatory subunit-like
Biological process (GO): negative regulation of cAMP-dependent protein kinase activity
Cellular component (GO): cytosol; cAMP-dependent protein kinase complex
Molecular function (GO): cAMP-dependent protein kinase inhibitor activity; cAMP binding; protein kinase A catalytic subunit binding
Source: RefSeq, a predicted model, not a curated record